AUGAAAAGGAUCAUUCUAAUUGGCCAUUCAUUCCGUUCAGAGCCAAAAGGGUGUGUCAUCGACGUCACUAUCAUUGCCAUUACAAAGGCUUUUGUGUUGUUUGUGUCUGAGAUGUUACCAAGAGUCAUCAGAGUUAACCAUUGCGUGAGUCUUGGAUUCGCAGAUAUUUUUGAAGCAGAAAUCGACGUCUCUAGAGAAAGACAAUGUGAAAGUGGAGUGCGACGAAGGUUGGAAGCAGCACGACGCAUCGUCCCAAUCCAAUCCAACGAUUGGAACGAAAACAGAGAAACCAAUUGA
Sphenostylis stenocarpa is the source of this 297-nucleotide messenger RNA. The record is from the annotation of a GenBank genome assembly. Lineage: Eukaryota; Viridiplantae; Streptophyta; Magnoliopsida; Fabales; Fabaceae.